AGACUCAUAAAGUAAAAUAAAUAAAUAAAUCUUAGAAAUCAAUAACAAAGAGUGGAUGAAGUGUGCCCGCUGGGUUAAGCAAGACCACGGAAUGAAGAAGGAGACACUGCAGGAUGAAUUUAGGCUUCGCAGCCUCAGGAGGACCAGCCUCUCAAGGACCAAACCCUGAACCACUUGGCAGAACAGAACAAAGGGCACCUUCAGCAAGCCAGUUUCUGCAUGCCAAAACCUCGUGCUGAUCUAGGUGCUGACUGGAGGAACUAUUAUCUAAGCUUCUCUCGGCCAUAAGAGACGUCCACGUUUGCCAGACAAUGGCAGCAGCCAAGGCUAGCCUCGGCCGGGUCCUCCCGGAGUCCUCCAUCCUGUUCCUAUGUGACAUGCAGGAGAAGUUUCGUCCUAGCAUCGCCUACUUCCCACAGAUCGUGUCAAUGGCCGCUCGGAUGCUUAAGGUAGCCCGGAUAUUAGACGUCCCCGUCUUGCUGACAGAGCAUUACCCACAAGGCCUGGGCCCCACAGUUCCCGAGCUAGGUGCUCAGGGCCUGCGAGCCAUGAGCAAAACAUCCUUCAGCAUGGUGCCCCCGCUUCAGCAGGAGCUGGACAAACUGCCCCAGCUGCAGUCCGUGCUACUCUGUGGCAUUGAGACCCAAGGCUGCCUCUUGCACACAGCUCUGGACCUCCUGGACCGUGGGCUACAGGUUCAUGUACCGGUGGAUGCCUGUUCUUCUCAAAGCGAGAUGAACCGGCUGGUGGCACUGUCCCGAAUGCAGCAGAGUGGUGUCUUCCUGUCCACGAGCGAGGUGCUGAUUCUCCAGCUUGUGAAGGACUCUGCCCAUCCACGGUUCAAGGAGAUUCAUAAGAUCCUCAAGGAGCCAGUCCCAGACAUCGGACUGUUAGGCUUCUUCCAAGGCAAGAAAAACUCCCUGUUGCCCAACUCCGGGCCCUGACUUGAAGGAAGCACCCACCCUCCUUGUCACCCAGACGUUGAUGGAUGACUUUUCCUUCAUCCGUGGAUCCCAAGAGUGGUGCAGUCCGCCAGGAGAACCGCCCCCGUGGGAGAGGAGGCGUGGUUCUGUCUUCCGAUUGGGCAGCUGGCCCCGGAAAUGCAAAUGAAAUUCCUUGAUGCUGGGUGGGAAUUGGUUUAGAGAAAGGUGGAGGUGGGGCUGGGCCCCGGGCCACUUCACGAAGCGGGAAAAGGAGGGGGAACAAAUGUCACAACUGGGACCCGGUCUCGGAGAAUAAACAUUUAUGUGACUGA
Molecule: messenger RNA, 1255 nt
Organism: Mus pahari (shrew mouse)
Lineage: Eukaryota; Metazoa; Chordata; Mammalia; Rodentia; Muridae
Gene: Isoc2
Product: isochorismatase domain containing 2
Exons: 6
Coding region: 312-944 (210 amino acids)
Cellular component (GO): cytoplasm
Source: RefSeq, a predicted model, not a curated record